Molecule: messenger RNA, 1759 nt
Organism: Sclerotinia trifoliorum
Lineage: Eukaryota; Fungi; Ascomycota; Leotiomycetes; Helotiales; Sclerotiniaceae
Source: the annotation of a GenBank genome assembly
UUUUGGACUUUCACCAUUCACUAGCUAGCUGAUUUAUCUACAAUCACGCAUAACAUUUUGGAUCAAUUCUUCUCUUGUUCAAUAUUCAAUUGGACUUUUGGUGAUUUCCCCAAUCUAUGAAUAAGGUCUCAGACAAGAGGGAUUUCAGUUUGGGUGAUUGGACAGUGAAAGGUUGCCAAAAUGACGGACAAAACGGCAAAAUACAAGACAGAGAUUCAGCAGGUCAGUUAUGCCUUUGUUUGAGUCUCGAAUUUCAUUCCUUUAUUUGAUAUACAUUAUGUAUCGGCUAUGGACUACAAUUGUGGGAAAUUAUGAGGCUAUAUCAAGUGAUUGCUGGCGGUGAGGUAUUUGUUAUUUCAGUCAUAGUGAAUAUGUUCUCGCGAUACAUAUCCUGCGGCCCAUUCAUUGUUUAAAUAGUUUCGCGUCUUGCAAAAAGCUGUACCGAAAGCAUAGUAUCAAUAACAUGACAUCGAAUAUGGCUAACGCCAAGUUUCUUCGUUUCUUUUCACAGAUGAUGUAUGUAUCUGGAGAGACAGCAGAAGCAUCAUCUGAGACCACUGGUAUGAUUGAAGAGAUAGUAAGGCAACAAGUUAUCGAAAUGGUUAGUACAUAUCCUCAAGGGUCACCUCCCCUUCUCCAAAUUACCUCCAUUUCUAUGUCUAUCACAUGACCCUAACUGUUUUAGCUCCGCCAAUGCACUGAGCAGGCAUCCCGCCGCGGAAGUCGUUCAAUAUCGACAGACGACCUAAUAUUUCUUAUCCGACACGAUCAAGCUAAGGUCUCUCGUCUUCGAACCUUUCUCUCCUGGAAAGACGUCCGCAAAAACGUCAAAGACUCUGACGAGAAGGGUGGUGAUGCAGAUAUCGGAGCUGGUGACGAGCCAGUAGGAGCAAAUGCCCCCAUUCCGGAUACCACCAAGAAGAAUAAGAAAGCCAAAGUCGGUCUUCCGUGGGAGGUCCCCUCUUUAUACAGCCAAGAAGUCCCAGAACGCGAAGAUGAAGAGGACGAAGAUGAGGAAGAAAUGAAUUAUGCAACCUUACAACGUCUCAAGAAAGCCGACGAGCGUACCAAAGCCAUGACAAAAGAAGAAUACGUCACCUGGUCUGAAUAUCGUCAAGCGUCAUUUACGUUCCGUAAGGGAAAGCGAUUCAAGGAAUGGGCUGGCUUCGGCGUCGUCACAGAUUCCAAACCCAACGACGAUAUCGUUGAUAUUCUCGGUUUCCUUACCUUUGAAAUCGUCCAGACCUUAACCGAAGAAGCAUUAAAAAUCAAGGAACAAGAAGACUUGGGCAAGGAGAAAACCGGCGGCGAGCAAAGAGGCAAGAAGAGAAAGGUACAGGGAUUGUUUGAUCCGCCCAGUGAGGGGAGGACUCCAGUCGAGACGAGACAUAUUCAAGAAGCGUUCAGGAGACUGCAACAGAGACCAACUAAACAGAGAGCGAUGUGUAAUUUCACUAAGGGUUUGAAUAGAACUCCUUUGAAAUUGGUAAGUUUGACGGUUAACUUGGGUUGGAAGGUAUUGUUACUAACGAAUGAUAGUUUUGAAUUUUGGCAGUGAAAUUGUAUUACUUUAAGGAGCGAGGCGCAUGGAGACUUUGGAUAGUCUGUAAUUAUCAAUGUUUAACAUAGGUUUGGCAUAGCAUGGGUUGUUUUGUUACCAUCGGAAUGGAAUUAGUAAAGGUUGUAUUGGGUACUGAUUGAUGAUAGGCAUGCAUAUUUUUGUAUAAUUCACAGGCUAGCAUUAUCAACAAUCGACGAU